Molecule: messenger RNA, 962 nt
Organism: Acaulospora colombiana
Lineage: Eukaryota; Fungi; Glomeromycota; Glomeromycetes; Diversisporales; Acaulosporaceae
Source: the annotation of a GenBank genome assembly
CUCCCGGUACGAAGAAAUGUGGGCACAUGGCUGGCAAAGUUUUGGUUCCUAUUUCGGAACACAUUAAUCGCCUUAUUGCUAUUCGCGUUCAAUUCGAUAUUAUGGGGGUUGAAAAUUUAAUCGUUGCUCGUACCGAUUCUGAAGCUGCAACUUUGAUUACCUCAACUAUUGAUUCGCGUGAUCAUGCUUUUAUUAUUGGUGUUACUAAUCCCCAUAGUGAUCCCCUUGUUAAUGUGUUGGAUAAAGCCCAAAAAGAAGGCAAAGAUGGAAAUGAACUAGCUGAAAUUGAAGAAAAAUGGACACGAGAAGCUGUACUCAAGACCUAUCCUCAAGCCAUAGCCGACACCAUAAAAGCUUCUAAUAAAGCAAACAAAGAUAAACUUUUGCGUGAAUGGGAUAGUAAAGCAAACAGUCUUUCGCAUGAUGACGCAAAAAAAUUUGCUAAAUCGCUUGGGUUUGAAAUAUUUUGGGAUUGGGAUCUACCGCGCACACGUGAAGGAUUUUACCGUUAUCAAGGUGGUACUAAAUGUGCUAUCAACCGUUGUGUAGCUUUUGCUCCGUAUACUGAUCUUUUAUGGAUGGAAACCAAAAGUCCAAUUUAUGAACAGGCAAAAGAAUUCUCCCAAGGCGUCCUAUCAAAAUAUCCAGAAACCAUGUUGGCUUAUAAUUUAUCUCCAAGUUUUAAUUGGGAUGCUGCCGGUAUGGAUAAUGAACAAAUUCGCCGCUUUAUUUGGGAUUUGGGAAAACUCGGAUUUGUGUGGCAAUUCAUUACAUUAGGCGGGUUCCAUUCUGAUGCUUUGGGAAUUGAUGUAUUUUCUCGCAAUUAUUCCAAGGAUGGUAUGUUAGCCUACGUUCAAGGUAUUCAACGUCAAGAACGCGCCAAUGGUGUCGAAACGUUACAACAUCAAACUUGGUCUGGUGCUAACUACUACGAUUCUCUAAGUAAUUAUUUUAUUCGCUAG